AUGUUCAAUGAAAGAAGUAUUAAUGUUGAAUAUAGUCUUCCUUUAUAUUCAACUAAUAAUCCUAGAGGAAUAUUAUUAAAUUGUAAUUUAGCAAUUUGUUGUAGAAUGACACAUCAUAAAACAAACUUAAGUUGUUUUAUUAAGUUAUUUCAAAGGUUUGGAGAAAUUUAUAGUAUUUGGGGGUCUUCAAAUGGUAAAAUCUUUUUUGUUGAAUAUUAUCAACUUCAAGAUCACCUUAAUGCAUUAACAAGUAUAUCAUCAUAUUCAGAUGAUUCAAUUCAAUUUAAUUGUAAGUCAAUUCAAUAUUCUCCACAUCAAAUUGAGAUAUUAAUGACACCAUUAAAUCAUUAUAAAAUGUUUUCUUCUAACUUUUUUAGUAAUAACAAUGAACAAACAUUGGAUAAAGUUCAAAUAAAUCAACCAUUGUCUCAAAACAUUGUUGUAGAUAAAUCAAAAAUUGAAGAAAUAUUGAGACACAUUAAUGAUGAACUUGCUAAAAAGAAGAUAGAAGAAAAAGAACAUGAAUUAUCCACUACUUCAACAAAAGAAGUAAUUUCUAAUCUUCAAAGACAACAAGGACAACGUCCUAAAGAGAAACAAAAAGAUAAAACAAUAAAAGAAUAUACUAAACCAAAUAAAAUACAACGAUCCUAUUAA
Messenger RNA from Entamoeba nuttalli P19, 657 nucleotides. RefSeq lists its product as hypothetical. Lineage: Eukaryota; Evosea; Mastigamoebida; Endamoebidae. Bases 1 to 657 code for a protein of 218 amino acids. The transcript has a single exon. The record is from RefSeq and is a predicted model, not a curated record.